Molecule: messenger RNA, 1281 nt
Organism: Oryza brachyantha (malo sina)
Lineage: Eukaryota; Viridiplantae; Streptophyta; Magnoliopsida; Poales; Poaceae
Product: putative pentatricopeptide repeat-containing protein At3g23330
Exons: 1
Coding region: 1-1281 (426 amino acids)
Biological process (GO): RNA modification
Molecular function (GO): protein binding; RNA binding
Source: RefSeq, a predicted model, not a curated record
AUGCCGCCGGCGGCGCGACCUGCGUUGGCGCCAAAUCCGGCCGCCAUCAUCCACGCCGCGCUGCUCAAAUCCUCCCCUUCCGGCCUCCCGCCGCGCCUCUCCUUCAACUCCCUCCUCGCCGCCGCCGCCGCCUCCCCGCACCGGCGCCUCCGCUCCCUCCUCCUCCCCGCCCUCGCGCUCGCGCACCGCUGCCCCGCGGCCGUCGGGCCCGUUGACUCCUACGCCCUCUGCUCCGCGCUCCGCCACGCCUCCGUGCCAGAGGCGGAGCCCCUCCACGCGCUCGCCGCCAGGUCCGGCUGGCUCGGCAGCGUCUUCGUGUCCUGCGCGCUCGCCGCGGCGUACGGCGGGUCCGGCAGGUUCCUGGACGCCCGCAGGCUGUUCGACGAAAGUCCUGUCAGGAACGGCGUCUUCGGGAACGCUGUUCUUGCUGGGUACGUGAACGCGGGCGAGUGGGCACCGUUGCUGGAGUUUGCAAGGAAGUUUUCAGGACUCGGGUUGCAGGUUGAUGGAUACACGAUGACGGCUGUGGUGAGAGCUUGCGGGGAACUGGCGGAUGCUGAUUUGGGCAGGCAGGCGCAUGGGCAUGCGAUCAGAAGGGUGGGAGCUGUGGAGUCAGACGUGUUCUUGACCAGUGCAGUUGUGGACAUGUAUGCCAAGUGCGGGCUUGUUAGUCAAGCGAAUCAAGUGUUUGACCUCGCUCAGCGGGUGAAUGCUGUUGGAGGAGAUGUUGUGUUGUGGACGGCGCUGCUGAAUGCAUAUGGGAGGCAUGGACAGUGCAAAGAGGUUAUCCAGAUGUAUGACCAGAUGGUGGCUUUAGGGGUCCGGCCUGAUGAACUGGCUAUUCUGGCUGUUCUCUCAGCAUGCCAACAUGCUGGGGAGGUGGUCAAGGGGCUCCAUUAUUUUGAGUCUAUGUAUGACAGUUACGGGUUGACGCCCACAACAGAUCAUUACAGCUGCGUUGUCAACAUGCUAUGUCGGGCAGGGAAGGUGAUAAAGGCCUGGGAGAUUGUGACCGCCGAAGGCUGUGGAGGUGAGUUUGGCAUCUCCACAUGGGCUGCUUUGCUCAGUGCUUGCUGUGAUUGUGGCAAUGUUGAGGUCGGGAGAAUGUCUGCUCAGAGGGCAAUCGAAUUGGAGCCUAACAAUGUUGGGAUUUAUGUCGGGUUGUCAAAUUUGUAUGCAAGGGCUGGCAUGUGGGAGGAGAUUGACCAGCUGCGGAAAGUGAUGAAGAACAAUGGGUUGGAAAAGGAUGUUGGAUUAACGUGGGUUGAGCUUAGUUCCUGA